Funneliformis mosseae is the source of this 492-nucleotide messenger RNA. NCBI's taxonomy places the organism in Eukaryota, Fungi, Glomeromycota, Glomeromycetes, Glomerales, Glomeraceae. The record is from the annotation of a GenBank genome assembly.
AUGGCUGGAAAAGCACAGACUUUAUUAGAAGCAACAUUUAAUAUGUUUAAUACAAGUAGUGAAAAUACCUUUACAAAUACUUUGAAUGAUUGGCGUAAAAAUUUUAGAAUAAGACAAAAUUCUGCUGUGUCGAUAUUAUGUACAUAUUGGGCCAUUAAAACUAAAGCAUUAAAACUUGCAUUUUUAAUUACUAUGAUGGAAAAAAGUUCAUUUAUAACAAAUACUAAUCAUAAUGAACAUGAAAGUAAUGAAGAUACAGUAUGUCAUGAUGAAAAUUUUAUUGAUAUAUCACUUUGCAAUCAAUGGGAUACCAAUAAGAUUAAAAGUAUAGGUUUAACAAAGUUAGAUAAUAACAAUCCAUUUUUUCAAGAUCUUUACAGAUUAUAUAGCAAUCAUUUAGGUUUAAAAGCUAUGUUAUUAAACAGAAAUUUGAAAUAUUAUAGAUCUAUCGCAUACACAGUUCUUAAAAGUAAUCAGGAUUCUCUUAUCUGA